GCCUCCGGCACAUCACACAGAAAGAGAGAGAUUAGCUACCCCCCUCACGAGGCCAUAGCCAUGCAGGUAGCUAUCUAGCAAACGAAAAGACCAGACCAGACCAGACCAGACCAGCUCAGUGAGAACCUUUCCCAAGGCAAGGCAACGUGAUGCACGCAUGCACGCACAAGCAAGCAGCACGCAGCUCUCGCCAGGCACUCAAAACGCAUCAAAAAAGCAGACUUCUCUCCAUCUAUCCAACCCACCACAAAUCUCGCCACUCCCGCCAGCAGACACAGACACAAAUUCAAGCAAGCAAGCCAUGUCCAACACCCCAAGUGCCCAGCACAGCACAGCACAUGUCCACAUUCCCUCCAGCUACCUACUCUCCACGCCCAACCGCCCCAUCCACCCCCAGUGGGCCAAGAGGCGCUGGAGCUCUACGAGAGCCCGAGCAUCUCUCUGCUCUCCGUGCUCGCGGCGCCCCUUUCUACAGCCAGCCAGCCAGCCCGUCGAUCGACGAGCGCAAGGAGCCGCAGGACUACAAUACAAGACUAUCACGCAGCCCAACCCAACCCAACCUAGCCCAUGCAUAUCGACAACACCAUGAAGCAGCAUACCAUGUCCAGCGCAAUCCGUACAGUCCAAAUCAAAGACGCACUUCAUACAUGGGAUGCUGCGAUGCUCAACGCAUCAUCGCCAGCCCAGCCCAACUGCCUGACCGACGUACAGAUCACACGCAGCCCGGCCAUCCGAGGCACAGGCAAGCGCUGGGCUUGGAGAAAGAGUGGAGGGGCGGGGGGUGGGGAUUCUGGAUGUUGAAAUAGCUGUUGAAGUGCGCGAGGAUUAGAAGGUGGCCGCGACACGCUAGCAAAAGAGAUGCUGGGAGCUGGGGUAGAGGAGAAGCAGCUGGACGCCUGGCGGCGCUGAGGGCGUGCGGUGGCGCUGGGAGCGGGGAGGAAAGCGGAGCGAGAUAAGUGCGGAGAACGGGGUGAGUGAGUGAGUGAGUGGGUUUUGGUGGGAGGGAGGCGUGUGGGUAUGCGAUGCGUUGUGUGGCGUUGAACCUGUGGAGGUGGGAAGUAUGUGGGUGGUGAUGCAGGGAGAAGGGAAUCUAGGAUCGAUGAAGCAUCG
Molecule: messenger RNA, 1110 nt
Organism: Trematosphaeria pertusa
Lineage: Eukaryota; Fungi; Ascomycota; Dothideomycetes; Pleosporales; Trematosphaeriaceae
Exons: 1
Coding region: 150-806 (218 amino acids)
Source: RefSeq, a predicted model, not a curated record